AGACUGUAUGGUAGUGUGGGCUGGUCGCACGUCCCCAUGUGGUCCCGACAUCAUUGACAUGGCGGAAUCCCCCUCCGAGCUCUCCUGGUAGCCCCCGCCGGGCUCUCGCCGCACUGCCUGCCGAGGACGGGCUCGCCGCGCCCGGGCCGCUCACCCCGCCCCCGUUUCAGCCCCUGCGAAGGUAGGGAAACUGAAGCACAGAGAAGUGAUAUGACUUUCCCAAAGUCGCAAGCAAAGCCUGUGGCAGAACAGUGAAUAAAACUCCCAGUCCAGGGCUCUGUCCACUAGGAACCCCGUUGAGGAAAAUUCUCCAUGAAUGUACGUCACAAUGAUGAUGACCGACCAAAUCCCGCUGGAGCUGCCACCAUUGCUGAAUGGGGAGGUAGCCAUGAUGCCUCACAUAGUGAAUGGAGACGGAUCACAGCAGGUCAUUUUGGUUCAAGUUAAUCCAGGUGAAACCUUUACAAUAAGGGCUGAGGAUGGAACACUUCAGUGCAUUCAAGGACCGGCGGAGGUUCCCAUGAUGUCACCCAAUGGAUCCAUUCCCCCUAUACAUGUGCCUCCAGGUUAUAUCUCACAGGUGAUAGAAGACAACACGGGUGUUCGCAGGGUGGUGGUUACACCCCAGUCUCCAGAGUGCUAUCCUCCCAGCUAUCCCUCUGCCAUCUCUGCAACCCACCAUUUACCUCCCUAUCUGACACACUACCCCCAUUUCAUUCACAAUUCUCAUACGGCUUUCUACCCUCCUGUCACCGGCCCUGGAGACAUGCCACCCCAAUUUUUCCCACAGCAUCAUCUUCCCCCUACAAUAUAUGGAGAACAAGAAAUUAUACCACUAUAUGGAAUGUCCAGUUACAUUACCAGGGAAGAUCAGUACAGCAAACCACAGCACAAAAAACUCAAAGACAGACAGAUUGAUCGCCAGAACCGCCUCAACAGUCCUCCUUCAUCCAUUUAUAAAAGCCACCUAGGCAACUGCACAAGUGUGUACAAUGGUUAUACGAAGAGUCACAAUGGAGCAAGCAGUGGAGGAGGUGGUGCGGGGGGAGCACCAGGAGUAAAAAAACUAGAGCGCAGAGCAAGAAGCAGCCCAAAGUCUAACGAGCAAGACCCACAUGAAUAUGACUCAGAAACCAAAAGAGUUCAAGACAUUCUUUCUGGAAUAGAGAAACCACAGGUUUCAAAUAUUCAAGCAAGAACAGUUUUACUUACAUGGUGUCCUCCAACUGGCCUUUUAAGUGCGGAUAGACACAAUAAUGGCUUGCCUUACACUUGUACUUACGAGGUUGCCUUAUCAGACAAAGGGAGGGAUGGGAAGUACAAGAUAAUUUACAGUGGAGAAGAAUUAGAAUAUAACCUGAAAGACCUUAGGCCAGCAACAGAUUAUCAUGUCAGGGUCUAUGCAGUGUACAAUUCAGUAAAGGGAUCCUGUUCAGAGCCAAUUAGCUUCACCACUCACAGCUGUGCUCCAGAAUGUCCUUUUCCACCCAAAUCCUCACACAGGACCAAAAGUUCACUAACCUUACAAUGGAAGGCACCCAUUGACAAUGGUUCAAAAAUCACCAGCUACCUGUUAGAGUGGGAUGAGGGAAAAAGAAACAAUGGUUUCAGAGAAUGUUACUUCGGGAGCCAAAAGCAUUGCAAAUUGACUAAGCUUUGUCCAGCUGUGGGCUACACCUUCAGAUUAGCAGCUCAAAAUGACAUAGGUACUAGUGGAUACAGCCAGGAAGUGGUGUGCUACACAUCAGGUAAUAUUCCUCAGACCCCUUCUGCACCAAGAUUGGUUCGAGCAGGUGUCACGUGGAUCACAUUGCAGUGGAAUAAGGCAGAAGGAUGUACACCAGAAGAAGUGAUUUCUUACACCCUGGAAAUUCAGGAGGAAGAUAAUGAUAGCGUGUUUCACCCAAAGUACACUGGAGAAGAGCUAACCUGUACUGUGAAAAAUCUCAGAAGAAGCACACAAUACAAAUUUAGGCUGAUUGCUUCUAAUGUGGAAGGAAAGAGUUGUCCAAGUGAAAUUUUGGUCUGCACAACAAGCCCAGACAGGCCGGGACCUCCUACCAGACCUGUUCUUAAAGGGUCAAUAACAUCUCAUGGCUUCAGCGUUAAAUGGGAUCCUCCACAAGAUAAUGGCGGUUCAGAAAUCCUAAAAUACCUAUUGGAGAUUUCUGAAGGAAAUUCUGAAGCAAAUCAGUGGGAAGUGGCAUAUAGUGGAUCUGCUACAGAAUAUACCUGUACUCACUUGAAACCAGGCACUUUGUAUAAACUCCGAGCAUGCUGUAUCAGCACUGGUGGACACAGCCAGUGUUCUGAAAGUUUACCCGUCCGUACACUUAGUGUUGCACCGGGUCACUGUCGGCCACCGAGAAUAUUGGGAAAACCAAAACACAAAGAAGUUCAGCUACAGUGGGACGUUCCUAUGUCAGAAAGUGGUUGUCAAGUCUCAGAGUACAGUGUGGAAAUGACAGAACCAGAAGAAGUUAUUUCUGAGGUGUAUCAUGGCCCUGAUCUAGAGUGCACAGUCAGCAACCUUCUUCCUGGAACAACAUAUCGGUUCAGAGUGAGAGCUUUGAAUGACGGAGGGUAUGGGCCAUAUUCUGAAGCUACAGAAGUCACCACGGCAGCAGGACCACCCGGCCAGUGCCAAGCACCUUUCCUUUCCUUUGUUUCUGACACACGUGUACUUGUAAGCUGGGAGAGUCCUGAAUGCUCUGGUGCUGACAUCUCUGAAUACAGAUUAGAGUGGGGAGAAGAUGAGGAAUCUCUGGAACUCAUGUAUAAUGGCACAGAUACCUGUUUUGAAAUUAGUGAAUUGUCAGCAGCAGCACAUUAUUGCUGUAGAUUACAGGCUAUAAACCAGGCAGGAGCUGGACCCUACAGCGAUCUAGUAACCUGCAGGACUCCAGCAUCAGUACCUGAUGCAGUCUGUACCCUCUCUAUAUUGGAGGAUGAGCAUAUGGAUGCCUAUCAGAUAUCACCCUCUGUGUGCCUUGUUUUAAACUGGGAAGAACCGUGCAAUAAUGGGUCUGAGAUUUCUUCUUACAACAUUGACCUUGGUGACAUUAGCAUUCCAGUUAGUAAUGUUACAAGUUAUGUUAUUGAUGAUCUGCUUCCAGAAACCUCAUACCGGAUCAGGAUCCAGGCUGUCAAUGAAAUUGGAGCUGGACCAUAUAGCCACUUCAUUACAGCAAAAACCAGGCCCUUACCACCCUUACCUCCUCGGUUAGAGUGUGCUGCAGCAGGCCCUCAGAGCCUAAAGCUGAAAUGGGGAGACAGCAGCUCCAAACUGCAUGCCGUCGAUGACAUGGUAUAUAUCUUGCAGCUAGAGGACAAAAACAAAAGGUUUAUUCCGAUUUAUAGGGGACCAAGUCACACCUACAAGGUACAAAGGCUGACAGAAUCUACUUGCUACACAUUUAGAAUACAGGCAGUAAAUGAUGCUGGGGAAGGGCCGUUCUCAGAAAUAUGUACCUUCUGCACAACCAGAUCGGUCCCACCCGCCAUCAAAGCUCCUCGAGUGACACAGUUGGAUGGAAAUGCUUGUGAAAUCACAUGGGAAAUGGUCCCACCCAUGAAAGGAGACCCUAUCAGUUAUGUGGUGCAGGUAGUGGUUGGGAGAGAAUCUGAAUAUAAACAGGUAUACAAGGGAGAUGAGACAACAUUCCAAAUCUCAGGCCUUCAGACCAACACAGACUACCGAUUCCGUGUCUGUGUAUGUCGCCGAUGCUUGGAUACCUCACAGGAACUUAGUGGACCUUUCAGCCCAUCUGUUGCCUUUAUGCUCCAACGAAGGGAGAUCAUGCUUACAGGGGAAUUGGGACGCAUAGAUGAUCCUAAGAUAAAGAGCAUGAUGCCUACUGAUGAACAAUUUGCAGCCCUCAUUGUUAUUGGCUUUGCAACUUUGUCAAUUUUAUUUGCCUUUAUAUUACAAUACUUCUUUAUGAAGUAGAGAAUCCAGUGAAAGUUUGAGGUAUAAAUUUAACUAAUGCUACGCAUUAUAAUCCACACAUUUAUUCAGAUAUUCCUUGAAAUCUUUUUGUUCUACCAUACAUUUUAUAUACUUCUCUUAUUUUUACAGUUCUAGCUAGCAAAAAGAUAAAUCCGUGUUUUGGUGCACCUUUUUGAAAUUCAAAACUAGGAGGAGGUCAAACUGGAGAAAUAAGCAGCCCAGAUACCAAAAGCAAGAUUUUUUUUCCUUCAGAGUUUCGGAAUUGCAAUCAAUUUGCCUUUAUGGUUUUUUUUUGUUUGGUUGGUUUGGUUUUGAUUUUUUUUCCCCACUGAAGUCCUUAUAGUCUUUCAUAUAUGUUACAAUUUAGUAAAUUAUAAUCCUUGGUCACUUAUUUUGUCUCUUCUGUAUCUGUAAACAUUAAUCACAAGUGUGUAUAGUAAUAAGUCUAGAAUGCAGUGUUAGUCAACAGUACCAGUCCUUCACCGACCAGUAUUACAAAUGUUACCUAUGAUUUAUUCACUACAAUACAUUUGUCCCAGUUUUUUUCAAGGUAAAAUGUACACUCAAUUAUUUUAACUGCUUAGUGCAUUUAAAUCAAAACAAUGUACUGCCAUCUAAAACUUUUUUAAUUAUCUGUUAUUUCUAUGGUUACAACACUAUGAACUGCCUGUAUAAGAAAUCAGAUAAUCAAACUGCAUAUAAAUUAUGAAGCAUUAUAGAUUUUUUUUUAAGCAUUUUGAUUCAUAGCAGUAACUUUAAGUAAGAGGGCAUUGUGCAAUAGUUAGUUAUUCCCAUGUUCAGCUGUUGGAAAGCUGCUUUAACUUUUGUUUGUUGUUGUGUGUGUAUAUAUAACUACUUUUAAUCAAUAGAUUUAUUAUAUUCUAUUUUGUUCAGCCUGAUUUAUAAGAUUAGAGCUGGUGACAGCUUACUGCCUCUACUGAUUAUGUAAGAUUUACACUCAAUGUAAACAACUUUACAGUCAAUCAGUCACUUUUGGAGGACGAUCCAUUUUAUAGACCUGUCUUGGGGGUAUCAAAAAUGAGGUCAGUUAAUUUAAGUACCUUAAAUUGGUGCCUACAUUAUUCUUAUCUCAGAGUCAAUCAAAAUAUUUGAUACAUUGCAAAAGCCAGAGUAGUUAUCCGAAUGUAUCAUUUCUCUUUUUACAGCAGUGGGCCACACAUACAUGUAUCAAUCCAUCAGAAUACUAGAUUUUUAAUUCCCGAAUCAUUGGAUUAUUUAUAUUGAAGUCAACAAUGUGUGAGUACCUCAGGGACAGUAAUGAGCUGGAGGUGCAAAUCAAUUCCAAAAGGGUGCAACAGAUACACAAUGUAUAUCCCUUCCUCUUGUUUUUGUAUAUUUUUGCUACUUGGUUUUGCUUUUGUCGUAGCUGUUUUGUGCUCUCUCUACAUUGUCUAAGAUGCAGUGUCCUAUAUUAGCAUAAUAUUCCCUUAACCAAAAUAAUGGGGAAGCCAACAUUAUUUGUGUUUUAGGUUUAUUUAUACAAUAUACUGCAUCCAGUACUUUAAAUGCCCAUUACAGUGCAAUCUUUUAUUUAUUGUAAAAAUAAAAUAAAAUAAAAAAUAAAGAAGUGUACUUAUGUACUAAUUUUUUUUCCCCCUUGUAGCAUGUUAAACGGUUUUGUCUGUUUUAUACUGUUGUACUUUAGGUCAACUUUUUACCUGGCAGCAUUCCUAGUAUUAUUAACCUUCUUACAUUUUCAUGUGUUUUUAAAGUUGGGAGCAUCUAGUGCAUUAAAUGCCAAAAACCAAAAAGGUUAUCAGUGAUUGAAACGUUUACAUGUAUCCAAAACACAUAAUCAUCUCUUGAAAGAAAGUGCUAAGAUUAAUGAAUUAUUCCAUGUGCCUCUCUAGAUGUAGCAAAUAUUACAAAUGUUCUGUAUUUUGUUAUUGACUAUAAUUAGUUUAAUUUAGCCUUGCAAACAGAUGGCAUUGAGAUAAAUAUAAGUUUUUGUUUUUGCCAAAGUCAUGGCUUGUCAAAUUUAUUUACAUUUUAUUUAAAUUUAUUUGUGAUAUGAAACUUUGUGAUCUCGCAUCUAUUCUGUGAGCAAAGCAUACACAGCUGUCUUCAAUGGGGGGGAAGAUAUAUUUUUUAGAACAGUGAAAAGUCAUCUGUAGUUUGAAAACCCACAGAUUUGAAUAGAUUCCCUUUCUGAAUUUUUGGAAUACUGUUUUCGCAGUGCUGCUACAAAAUCUAAGCCUGGCAUGUUUUUUUAAAAAAUACUGUAAUAAAUAAAACUUGCUUUAGAUAAUAUGUUCUCUUCUGCAAGUUUGAACGUAUGGAGUAGUUUUAAAAGCAGUGAGCAAAGGUGUAGAGAACAGAAAUCUGUAACACUUUAAGUAUUUCGAAUUCAUUUGGUAUCCAUUAUAAUCACACUAAUCAAAGAGCCCAAUCCAACUCCUAUUGAAGUUAAUGGCGAAAGUCUUCUAUGCAAGUUGGAUCAGGCCCAUAUUAAGUUAAUUUGACAUCAGUAUUUACUUAGUAUAUACUGCCAUUAUAAUUCAUUGUAAUCGUAGUAAUACCGUUAUAAUCCAUUUUAAUGUAACCAUAAAGUGUUACAGAUUUUAAACCAUUCCCAUUUCUACUUCCAUUAUCAAUGAUUACAACAAUUUACUGAUGCUUUGUAGUUCCCUGUACAUCUUUAUAUCCUUUCCCUAGCCCAAUAAAUAUCAGUCAUGUGAACCAAACCCAAAAAACCCUGUGCGCUCCAAUAAAUUGUAAAAAUAAAUUAAAAAAGGAAAAAAUAAGUAUUUAAAAUAUAUUAAAAAUUGAAAGAAACAUUUUUAUAUUAUCUGCCUUUUUCUUUAUGAACUUGAAAUGUUGUAGUUUUCUAAUCCUGUUUUGUUGGCUACAGUAGUUCAGUAUUCCAUGUCACAAUUGAAAAGUGCCCUAACUGAAUGUGUAUGAACAUUAUCCUUGCACAAUUCUUUAAAUUGAAAAAAAUAAAUAUGUUUUUACCUCACUACGGGAACAUACAUUCCAAGCUUUUCAACUUUGAGAAAAAUAAUCAUGUUUUCUUGUAUUGUAAAUUUUAGACUAUUUCAUAUGCAUUGUAUUAAAACUGCCAUAUCUAUUUUAAUGUAUAGAUUUUGCAGAUACUACGCUAUGUAUGUAAGACUUAACUGUAUCUGUAGUGUAUAUGUAAUAUAUUUAUGCCCAAUAAAUGUUUUAAUUCUUUCUGA
Molecule: messenger RNA, 7149 nt
Organism: Gopherus evgoodei (Goodes thornscrub tortoise)
Lineage: Eukaryota; Metazoa; Chordata; Testudines; Testudinidae
Gene: FNDC3B
Product: fibronectin type III domain containing 3B
Exons: 27
Coding region: 317-3949 (1210 amino acids)
Molecular function (GO): protein binding
Source: RefSeq, a predicted model, not a curated record